This is a messenger RNA of Nothoprocta perdicaria, 2080 nucleotides long. RefSeq names its product kelch-like protein 23. Gene Ontology annotation, molecular function: protein binding. The record is from RefSeq and is a predicted model, not a curated record. The transcript is spliced from 3 exons. Bases 1 to 1647 code for a protein of 548 amino acids. Lineage: Eukaryota; Metazoa; Chordata; Aves; Tinamiformes; Tinamidae.
AUGGAGUCUGCACAAGAAGCAGGGGAGCUGGGACCUCGCACCGAAGUGCUCACAGACGCCGUUCUCGAGGUUGGACAGAGACUCUUUGAGGUGAGCCGCAGGGUGCUCGCACUGCACAGUCCUUACUUUGAAGCCAUGUUUUUUGGGGGCACGAGGGAGAGCUCGGAGCACCGUAUAGUGAUUAGAGGAAUGGAUGCAGUGUCUUUCCAGGCACUUCUGGAGUUCACUCGCACGGCCCAAGUGCUUAUAAAUCGAGAAAAUGUCACGAGCUUACUGGAAGCAGCUGAUUUUUUUCAGUUUGACAGUGUGAAACGGUUGUGUGAGAAAUUCUUGGAGCGAGAGUUGCAUGUUUCCAACUGUCUGGGCCUCAUGACUUACUCGCAGCGAUUUGCCUGUGUAGAGCUGCACGCGUCUGCUAUGAACGUGGCGCUCACUCACUGGGGGGAUGUGAUGUGCCAGGAAGAAUUUAAGGCACUGCCCAAAGAAAAGCUGAUGCAAUUCCUGCAGAGCGACGACCUUUUUGCUCCUCGAGAAGAUGUGGUUUUUGACAGCGUUAUUAGGUGGAUAAUGGAGGACCCAGCAACAAGAGAGGAAGACUUCCUGGAUUUGGUAGGAGAAGUCAGAGUCACUUUCCUGAGUCUGUCCUUCCUUGAUAUUUUGGUGAAACGCAGCAAACGCCUUGGAGAGAAAGAUACUUUCUCCAGACUAAUAAAGAAGUUAGACAGCUGCCCUCCACCCAGCUGGCAAAAUAUGGAACUGUCUCCUCGUGCUAGCCGGAGCUAUGACACCUUGUAUGUUCUGGGAGGAAGACGUGACGAAGAACAACAAGAAUUAUUCCUCUUCCAACCCAAGACAGGGACGUGGCAGGCUCGCUCUCCCCUGCAGCGCAGGAACCUCACCCAGUACGCGGUGGCAGCAGUAGGGAAUUUUGUUUUUGUGACAGGAGGAUACUUCCGGGAUGAGUUUGUGUGGUAUAGUGUGGAUUGGGUGCUCAUCUACAAUUGCUUGGACAACAGCUGGCUGGAAGGGCCUGCCAUGAAGAACUCUCGCAAUAGUCACUGUGCGGUAGGAGCAGGGCUCUACCUCUAUGUGCUCGGAGGGAGCACGGAUGAAGGGAUAAUUCCAGCGGUGGAGCGCCUGGCUUUGAUGGACUCGGAGUGGGAAAGCAUGAGCCCCAUGGCUCAGCCUGUGGAGAGAGGAGAUGCAGUCAGUGUAGGAACCAGAAUCUAUGUGGUCUGUGGCCUUGAUGAAAAUGGACACGUUUAUAGUGGAGUGCAAAGGCUGGACACGGAGACGGACAUCUGGGAUGUCAUCUCCUUCUCCCCACUUCCCAGGUAUGACCUGUGCGUCACAGAACUGAACGGUGCCCUGUACACCAUAGGAGGGGGAGCUCUUCGAUUCGAUGUGAACACAGACGAAUGGACCCAAGUGGACGAGGAAUGUUUGACCCAGAAGUUCUACAUGGGCUGCAGCACCGCAAAUGGCCAAAUUUAUCUCCUUGGCCAGAGAAAGGGGAACAGUGCCCUCCCCACUGUUGUGCUCUUCGAUCCCUACACUGACCUGUGCCAGGUUAUAGAUAACAAACUCCCUUGCCCCCUUCCUAUUCAUGGGUGCGUUUCUGUCCGGAGAUUUGAUACUUGGGUAUAAGCGAGGCUAAAUCCAGCUUGGCUAUAAGGUCAAGUGUUUUACAGCUGGUGGGACUUAGCUUGUGUCAACUUCGGUUUGGGAAAUUUGUUGAAUUUUGAAGAAGUUCURUUUCUUUAACAUCUUUGUCUUUUUCUAUCUUGCAAAUGCUCUAAAUAAGGGCUCUUCAGACCCCUCACCUGUAGGGUUCUUUGUGCCCUUGGCAGCUGGGAGGGACAGGAAUGUCACAGCAUCAGUUAUAAAGGCACCGUAGAAAUAAUAAAUUGUGUGUUAAGGGAGCUCUCAGACUGUAUUCAGAACCUCAGCUGAAAACAGGGCCAGGAGUUUCUAAUGAAAUUCAACAGCCCUUUUGAAUCCUUGAUGUAACCUUUCACCGGGGCAAGCUCUACUUUGAGGGUCCCUAAAGUGUCCCCUCUUGCCCAGGGCCAACUGCAGC